Molecule: messenger RNA, 2467 nt
Organism: Scleropages formosus (Asian bonytongue)
Lineage: Eukaryota; Metazoa; Chordata; Actinopteri; Osteoglossiformes; Osteoglossidae
Gene: susd1
Product: sushi domain containing 1
Molecular function (GO): calcium ion binding
Source: RefSeq, a predicted model, not a curated record
AUGUGGUGGAGGAGAAGAGCACUGAGCGUGGCUGCCCUGCUGCUUGUCACCUGCGCGUCCUUCACAGACGUGUGGGCGUCCGGCGACGCGCUGGAUGUCUGCUCCACCUGCCACGUCAAUGCCACGUGUGAGGUGAAUGCGGACGGCCGCAAAGCCUGCAACUGCAUGUAUGGGUUCGUGGGCAAUGGGCGCACGCACUGCCAGGACAAAGACGAGUGCCAGGUUGGUGCCAGAAAUAUCUGCGGUGAUCACACGGCCUGCCACAACACCCAUGGAAGCUUCUACUGCACGUGUGAGAGCGGCUACAGGCCGUCCAACAACAUGACCGUGUUCAUCCCGAACGACGGCACCUUUUGCGAUGAUAUUGAUGAGUGUCAGGUUCAGGACAUUUGUGGGGAAGGAGCAAAUUGCAGCAACGUUCGGGGCAGUUUCAGCUGCCGCUGCAAGAUGGGAUAUCGAAUCCAGAAUGGGUCAGAACCGUUUCAGCCAGGCUGGGGCACGUCCUACUGUGAAGCCAUUGACUGCGGUCCACCUCCGUCUCCCAGGAAUGCCAUCAUGCUCUUUGCCGAGGGGACACGCUAUGGCAGCUUGGUGAGCUUUGACUGCAUGGAAGGAUUUCUCUUGAAAACUGGGAGUAAGCUGAUGCAGUGUGGAGCUCAGGGUCUUUGGGAUGGCCCCAGUCUGCUCUGUGUAGAGGUGGACUGCGGUGAGCCGCCCUCCGUCCCCCACGCUGCCGUGUUGCGGGGUCAGGCCACCGGGAUGGGUGCCGGAGUGCAGUACCGCUGUCACGAGGGAUUCUAUAACGCUGGGACAGGCAAUUCUUCACACUGUACCUCUAACGGUUCCUGGGACCCUGUAAAAAUGCUCUGUCAAGAGGUGGACUGCGGUGAGCCGCCCUCCGUCCCACACGCUGCCGUGUUGCGGGGUCAGGACCGGAUGGGUGCCGAGGUGCAGUACCGCUGUCACGAGGGAUUCUAUAACGCUGGGACAGGCAAUUCUUCACACUGUACCUCUAACGGUUCCUGGGACCAUGUAAAUAUGCUCUGUCAAGAGGUGGACUGCGGUGAGCCGCCCUCCGUCCCCCACGCUGCCGUGUUGCGGGGUCAGGCCACCGGGAUGGGUGCCGAGGUGCAGUACCGCUGUCACGAGGGAUUCUAUAACGCUGGGACAGGCAAUUCUUCACACUGUACCUCUAGGGGGAGCUGGAGCAGGGCGGCGAUGAUCUGUACAGCUCUCUGUGGACCCGCCCCGACGCUGGUCCAUACCGUGGUUCUGUGGCAGAAUGGCACCAUGGCACUGCAUCGCUGCCAGGAGGGGUAUCGCCGCCACCGGGGCAGCAAUGUGUCCUGGUGCGACAACAGCGGCAAGUGGCUAGCAGCCAGCCUGCACUGCAGAGAGGUGAAGCCAGCCAUCAGGAAGCUGGAGGUUUAUAACGAACAUUGUGUGCGAUGGAAAGCAAAUGUCUAUUCUGGAGAGCAGGAAGAAUACAAGUGUGAACCAGGUUCAUUCGUAGGGUCCAGGGUCUACGAUAGGUUCUUCCAGCACCUCGGGGGGAAGGAUUUCGUCUCAGGGGCCAGUAGACUGGAACUCUGCCUGAAUCUCCUGCCAGGAACCAACUAUAGCAUCAACGUGACAGUGCUGUCGUCCCGCUUCUCCCUCUGCGUUUCCACCAGCACUUCCGUUCGAGCCCCUCCGCCUCCCGACGUCAUUUUCCGAGACGUGGAGAGCCCCUUCCCCACCCUGUGGCUCCGCAGAGUCGUCCACACGUUGGACCGCAUCAGUGUGUACCAGGUGUUUGUGCUGCCUCUCACGGGCACGGUGGUGUUCGACUGCUCGUCUCCCGGUGCCCCGCACUUCUACGACUGCGGGGAGCCCUGCCAGGCCUACGUGACGGCCCAGAUCAGCCUGGCCGAUGUCGGGACUGAGGUGCACUUCACCGUUGGAGACGAGCGGCACUACGGGGGGUACUACAAUGCCCCUCUGCAGCCUGGCGGAGACUACUAUGUCAUCCUGCGUGCCGUCAGCCAGUGGGCAGGGGUUAGAAGGCAGUCCUGUGUUAUCUGGGCCAAAGUAAGGGGGAUGUCCUACAUUAUACAGUCUACAACGCUAAUAGCAGGAGGCUUCGUGGGACUGGUGGCCUUGGUUCUGUUCUUAGUGCACUCAUACACCUGGUACUGUAAGAAGACAUGAAAGAGACACCUGAACAGCUCUUCUUCCAUUGUAGCGUCUCCUCCGAUGCUCAGAUACACAAACGCCGUAAAAGCUCUCUGCUUAAUGUGCUUUUGGAAUUUUGUACACCAUUUACUUCUGCCCUAAUUCAUACUUCUUCAUAAAUGAUAGUUACCUAAAUGUGUAGCCCUUCUCUCCUCUUCUUUGGUUACCAGGGUAUUGUUCACCUUUAAUGUAGUAUAGCUGUGCUCUUUAACACUGACACUGUAACUUGCUAAUAGUGCUGGUUUCAGAUUCU